GUCACAUUUAAACGAAUCGGAGAGGUGUUAAUAAGACGAUACGUUUCUUAGUCCGAGUUAAAUAAAGGAUAGGCGAUGAAGGGAAUAUACGUCGCCAUCGUCUUCCUGGCAGCUUCGACCGUGAGCGUCGUGAACUCCGACCAGGAUUUUUCGGAAGAAGUCUUCUUGGAUGAUAUUCCUAUAGUAUGCCCAUUGCCACAACCAAAUUGGAGGAACACCACAACCAACAUCCCGCAUGAAAAUAAUUGCGUGUUGUUUUACAAGUGUAAACUGGGACAAGGUAUCGAACAAAUAUGUCCCUUGAUGAUCGAAGGAGAUCCAGAGUCGAGAUUGCAUUACAAUAGACGCCUGCAGGUUUGUGAUUGGCCAUGGCAGGCCGGUUGCGCAAGUUGCCCAAUACAGUAUCCAAAUGGAACAUUUCCGCCGCCGGAAAAAAUAAAUAAUCCAGCGAACGAUUGCGAGUACCUACAGUGCGAAAAUGGACACGCACUUGGACCAUUUCGUUGUCCAACUGGUACAUGCUUCAGUCGCACAUGUCAGGAAUGUGUUAGGGACAGGAAUAAUGGAAAAUGCAAUUGGGAAAUUCCAAUAUGCAUAGAAGGCGAUCGAAGACUGCAUGAUUGUUACUGCAAUUUUUAUGAAGAAUGUACAAGAAUUAACGGACAACUUCAUUGGAUCCAGCAUGUGUGCGAAGGUGGUAUACAUUUUAGUCCCACACAAAAAAGAUGCAUGCUACCGAAUGAAGCUAAUUGUCCACACAUAAGGCAUCUAUAAGGCAGAAAAAAAUUGUUUGUAUUAUAAAAACCUGGCAAACUAUUCAACGCUUAGUCUGAAGAAUAAAUGGUGUCACAAGUGCAGUUGCAGGUUACAUAUACGAAUAUAAAAGAAAGAAUCUUUUUUCAAAGUUUUUUUCUUUGAUAAGUAUAAAGAUAUGACUUCUCUCUCGUUUUCUCUCUUUAAAAAUAUACAAA
Messenger RNA from Atta colombica, 971 nucleotides. RefSeq lists its product as uncharacterized. Bases 76 to 774 code for a protein of 232 amino acids. The record is from RefSeq and is a predicted model, not a curated record. Gene Ontology annotation, molecular function: chitin binding. Gene Ontology annotation, cellular component: extracellular region. The transcript has 3 exons. Lineage: Eukaryota; Metazoa; Arthropoda; Insecta; Hymenoptera; Formicidae.